Danio rerio (zebrafish) is the source of this 2999-nucleotide messenger RNA. Lineage: Eukaryota; Metazoa; Chordata; Actinopteri; Cypriniformes; Danionidae. The record is from RefSeq and is a predicted model, not a curated record.
AAAAAAGGGUCGGCCAAUUGGAGCUGUUUUGAAAUCGAUCGCACCAUUACGUAGGUGUGCGAUUCCCCCCGCCCACCGAAUUGAUUGACAGCUGCGCGUAUUAACAUAUCCUGAGUUUGCCGUUUCCGCCAUUAUCAGCGUGAACGUCGAAGCGAUGCCACCGAGAGAACACCCUUGUGCUAUUUUAGGAUGUAAGGCUCAGCACAAGAGCCUUCACCGUCUUCCUGCAAAUGAGCAACAGAGGCUUAAGUGGCUGAGUUUUAUCUUUGAAGACAAGGUGCCUGAAAAUGUACCAAAACUGUUGUAUGUUUGCGCUAACCACUUUAGCGUAGACUGCCUCGAGAACGCGGGACAAUAUAACUCCGGAUUCGCGAGUAAAUUGUUUUUGAAAACUGGAUCAGUUCCUACAAUACGUGAUCCUGUCUCACUUCAAGCCACGAUGUCGACAAAGAGCAACAAGGUGGAUGUUGCUUGCCAGACAGAAACUUUUCACACAUCUUUACACAGUGUUGGUACCCAGUUGUCUUUUAGGACGCUUCAGGCUAAACGCAGGAGUACAAGUGUCCAGACAACAAUAUCCAGUUUUGAACUGACUGUACCAUCAGCGUCCUCUACUGCGUUUAUGACUUCGACACCCCUCAAACCUUCACUAAAAAGACCUCGUCUGGAGCUGGAGGAGGAGGAGGAGGAGGAGGAGGAAGAAGAAGCAGCAGCCGAAGAGACUUUGACAGAGUCAAAAAUUAUAGCCCAAGACUCGGAUGUGACAUUUGACCCUGCAGAGGAAUGCACAUCUGCAACUGAACCAACAGACUUGUCAAUCCAAGAAUGCCCAGUUCAUAACAUUGCCAAGUUCAUUGUCUAUGAAACAUGCCUCAUGGAGCUCUUCAGUGACUGCCCAGUGUGUCAGAGGAGAUGUGAUGUAAAGUCACAAAGGCUUGGGACAUUUCUGAGCGUACAGCAAGUCUGCCCACACUGCGAGUUUGUAAGAAAAUGGAACAGUCAGCCAAUUAUUGGUAGUACUCCAGCUGGCAACCUGCAUCUUUCUGCUGCUGUCUACUUGAGCGGUGCAUCAUUUUUUGUAGUUGAAAAGGUAUUUGCUGCAAUGAAACUACACAUUUUUAAAUAUAAUUCAUUUCGCCGUCAUGCAAGACUUUGCAUUGAACCUGCUAUUGUCCACAAGUGGAGAAAUUGGCAGAGUGAAAUGCUAGAACAGCUCAGUCGAAGAGAGAAUGUGAUUGUUGGAGGAGAUAUGAGGGCUGACUCCCCAGGUCACUCGGCCAAGUAUGGGAUUUAUACAAUGAUGGACCUUGCAACUAACACAGUGGUCGACCUACAGUUAGUCCAGAGUAAUGAGGUGGGUGGCAGUUACCAUAUGGAAAAAGAAGGCCUAAAGAGAAGCCUUGACCUGUUGGAUGCCCGCGGUGUUCGUCUGGAAUGCAUCAUCACAGACAGACAUCCUCAAAUACAGAAAUAUCUCAGGGAUCGAAAUGUCACUCAGUUUUACGAUGUGUGGCAUAUCGAGAAAGGAAUUUCCAAAAAACUGGACAAGAUAUGCCAGAUAAAGGGGUGUGAGAAGUUGCGUAAAUGGUUACGUAGCAUCAAAAACCACAUCUACUGGACUGCUGCAUCAUCCACAACAGGUCCUGAAAGAGUGGCAAAGUGGACCUCUAUCUUAAACCAUGUACAAGACAAACAUGUACAUGAAGACCCCAAUUUUCCGGCUUGUCUGCAUCCGCAACGGAUAAGCAGAGACAAGAACAAAUGGCUGUCGGCUGCAACGAUGCCAUUCUACAAGCUGGAGAAAGUUCUCGCUAACAAGAGAAUAUUGAAGGAUGUGGCCAAGCUAAGUCCUCACCACCAGACGUCAACUGUUGAAGCUUUCCACAGCGUCAUACUGCGGUUUGCACCCAAAAAUGUGGUAUUCCCAUUUCUGGGGAUGCUAUGCAGGUUGUACUUGGCUGCACUUCAUUACAAUGAAAAUGCCGGGCGUCCCCAGGCCACAUCAGCAACUGGUAAACCUAUUUACAAGCUUGCCUUUCCAAAGGCAAAGAAAGGAGAGUAUAGGGUCCGAGAAGUGAAGACACAGCAAACUUUCGGUUAUGUAGAAGAGCUGCUGGACCUCAUCUUCAACCAAGUGUUUGUGGACCCAUCACCCUAUGUUGAUGAAGUGUUGGGAAUUCACAUACCACCUGCUCUAUCAUCAGCCUACGAUCGACCUGAGAUGGAGGAGGCUAUCUCCAGCAGGGUGACCCGCUUCAAUCAAUAGCUAUCCUAAAACCCACAUAGCUGCCCUGCUCUUCAGGAAACUGUCUUCGAAUCUUCAGCACCACACAGGCAGGAAUCACAACACGGACUCUCCGCCCGAGGAAACCCCAACACCAGCUCACAAAGCUCCGAUAAGCCAAAAAGCGGCACUGUCUAACAGAGACAUAAUAAUGAAACAUUGUUUUAGAAAUUGCACUACAAUUUGAACUUGGGAGUUAUCACAUAUACAUUUUUAUUUUUUAUAAAAUAACUAGCUUUACCAAAAUUUCAGAAGUCAUAUUUUGUUUAUUCAACUGCCAAUGUAUAUUUGAUAUGUUUGUAUGUGUUUGUAGAUAUACUGUACUUUCUAAUGUUCAUGGACAAUUGUAUUUCAUUCAACAAAGUGACAACUUGGAGUUUAUAUUUUCAAAAGGAUACAUUUUAUAUUUGCCAAUCACAUUUUAAUUUAUACUUCAAUAUAAAGUUUUUAUAUGACUCAGGAAUUGAAGCAUCUUUUCUGAAGGGUUGAUGUUUCUAUGCCAUACUGAUUUUUAUAUAUUUUAAGAGUUUAUAUAUUAAUGUUUAGUGAAUUUAAAAUUAUUUUUCAAUAAAAAGUACAUGCAUUACUCAGCUUUUUAUGAAGUCAUUCAAAUUGUUAUCUCAGAAAUAGCAGCAAUAAAAAACGGUACGUAUUUCAUUUUUAUUGACAUUGAGGUAAAGUUGGUUUUAUAUUCAGAUAUUCGGACAUUCUCCUU